This is a messenger RNA of Yamadazyma jaroonii, 1650 nucleotides long. The record is from the annotation of a GenBank genome assembly. Lineage: Eukaryota; Fungi; Ascomycota; Pichiomycetes; Serinales; Debaryomycetaceae.
AUGGGUAUCGAAAGUAGUUUAGUAGGCCCAGCCUUAAGAUUUAGAUUAUUAUUGGAUAAAUUUCCAAACAUCACUAACAUUUAUGUUAUCGCUUCCAUUGCAUGUACCGCUGGUUUAAUGUUUGGUUUUGAUAUUUCAUCAAUGUCAGCUUUCAUUGGUACUGAUCAAUAUCAAGAAUUCUUUGAUCAUCCAUCAUCAGAUAUCCAAGGUUUUAUCACUGCUUCUAUGUCAUUAGGUUCAUUCUUUGGUUCUAUUGCUUCAACUUUCAUUUCAGAACCUUUCGGUAGAAGAGCUUCAUUAUUAACUUGUGCUUUCUUCUGGAUGGCUGGUGCUGCUAUUCAAUCAUCUGUUCAAGAUAGAGCUCAAUUAAUUAUCGGUAGAUUAAUUUCUGGUAUUGGUAUUGGUUUCGGUUCAUCUGUUGCUCCAGUUUACGGUUCAGAAUUAUCACCAAGAAAAAUUAGAGGUUUAAUUGGGGGUAUUUUCCAAUUCUCCGUUACCUUAGGUAUUAUGGUAAUGUUCUAUAUUUCAUACGGUUGUUCCAAAAUCAAUGGUCUUGGUUCAUUCAGAGUUGCUUGGGGUAUUCAAAUUAUUCCAGGUUUAAUUUUAUUCAUUGGUACUUUCUUCGUUCCAGAAUCUCCAAGAUGGUUAGCCAAACACGGUUACUGGGAAGAUGCUGAAAAGAUUGUUGCUGAUGUUCAAGCUCAUGGUAACAGAGAAGAUCCAGAUGUCUUGAUUGAAAUUUCUGAAAUUAAAGAACAAAUCUUAGUUGACGAACAUGUCAGAGAUUUCACUUACGCUGAUUUAUUCAAGAAGAAAUAUUUACCAAGAACUAUUACUGCUGUUUCCGCUCAAAUUUGGCAACAAUUAACCGGUAUGAAUGUUAUGAUGUACUACAUUGUUUACGUUUUCAAAAUGGCCGGUUACCAAGGUGAUCAAGUUUUAACUUCUUCUUCAAUUCAAUACGUUUUAAACACUGUUAUUACUAUUCCAGCUUUAUACUUAUUAGAUAAAGUCGGUAGAAGACCAGUUUUAUUAGCCGGUGCCGCUGCUAUGUUUACAUUCCAAUUCGCUGUUGCCGGUUUAUUAGCUACUUAUUCUGAUCCAAUUCCAGUUGAUCAAAGAACUGAUUCUACUGUUACUAUUACCAUCCCAGAUGAACACAAACCUGCUGCUAGAGCUGUUAUUGCUUGUUGUUAUUUAUUCGUCUGUUCAUUCGCUCCAUCUUGGGGUGUUACCAUCUGGUUAUACUGUUCUGAAAUCUGGGGUGAUUCUGCUUCAAGACAAAGAGGUGCUGCUUUAGCUACCGCUGGUAACUGGAUCUUUAACUUUGCCAUUGCUAUGUUUACUCCACCAGCUUUCGAAAACAUUGCCUGGAAAACUUACUGUAUUUACGGUUCAUUCUGUGCCGCUAUGUUUGUUCAUGUUUUCUUCUUCUUCCCAGAAACUAAAGGUAAGAGAUUAGAAGAAAUCGGUCAAAUGUGGGACGAAAAAGUUCCAGCUUGGAGAUCUGCUAGCUGGCAACCAACUGUUCCUAUCUUAUCUGACGCUGAAUUAGCUUCAAAGAUGAAAUACGAACACAAAGAAAAUGAAUCAGAGUUAAUGAAAUCUGAUGAAAAUUCUGUUGAUGAAAAAAACCAACAAACUGUUUAG